Molecule: messenger RNA, 1074 nt
Organism: Chenopodium quinoa (quinoa)
Lineage: Eukaryota; Viridiplantae; Streptophyta; Magnoliopsida; Caryophyllales; Amaranthaceae
Product: apoptosis-enhancing nuclease-like
Exons: 7
Coding region: 1-1074 (357 amino acids)
Biological process (GO): rRNA processing
Cellular component (GO): nucleus
Molecular function (GO): 3'-5' exonuclease activity; nucleic acid binding
Source: RefSeq, a predicted model, not a curated record
AUGGACUACAGAUCAAUUGAGUCUUCUGAAUCCUCAAGAAACAAAUGUGCUGCAUGCUAUAGACAAUUUAACAGAAAGGAACAUUUGGUGGAUCACAUGAGAACCUCCUUUCACUCUGUUCAUGAACCUAUGUGUGGUGUUUGUAAAAAGCGUUGCCGAUCCUUCGAAUCAUUAAGAGAACAUCUUAUUGGACCAUUACCAAAGGUGGAAUGCGCAAAGAUAUUUAGUAGUCGAGGAUGCAACAUAUGCUUGACCAUUUUAGAUAGCCCUUACACCCUCAGAAUGCAUCGAGGAGCAUGUCAACUCUCUCGACCAAAUGCACUAAUUUCUAGCAUGGCAAACUUGAAAAUGUGUGACAAUAUGAAGAUCGAUUAUGGUCGAGAAAGAAGUCCUAACGUAGUUGCGCUUGCAUGCAAAAUGGUAGGAGGUGGUAAUGACGGAACACUUGAUAUUUGUGCAAGGGUUUGCCUAACUGAUGAAUAUGAUAACAUUUUGUUUCAAACAUAUGUCAAGCCUCAUAUUCCAGUGACUAACUAUAGAUUUGAAACCACGGGUAUCAGACCGGAUUACUUGAGGGAUGCAAUGCCAUUGAAGCAGGUUCAAAGAAAAAUUCAAGAUUUCUUAUGCAAUGGAGAGCCGGUGUGGAAAAUUCGAUCAAGAGGAGGAAAGGCUAGGGUUCUUGUUGGCCAUGGACUAGAUCAUGACCUUGAGUGCCUAGGAAUGGAAUAUCCCGCAUUGAUGCUUAGGGAUACCUCAAAAUAUCCUCCUUUGAUGAAAACAAGCAAGCUCAGCAACUCACUUAGAUAUCUAACACAAGCAUAUUUAGGUUACGAAAUCCAGAUUGGUGUCCAAGAUCCUUAUGAAGAUUGUGUUGCUACAAUGAAACUCUACAUGAGAAUGAGGUCUCAAAAUCAUAAGGCAGAAUAUUAUCCAUUAGCCAGUGACCCACAAAAUCGCAACAACUUUGCUCAAUGGAGGGAAGCUGAACUUGAGAAAAUGACUCCAGAUGAACUAUUAGCAAUAUCAAGGUCCGAUUACUAUUGCUGGUGCUUAGACUUGAAGGGAUAUAUGUGA